Mercurialis annua (annual mercury) is the source of this 1385-nucleotide messenger RNA. Its product is annotated as ricin B-like lectin R40G3. The record is from RefSeq and is a predicted model, not a curated record. The coding region runs from base 44 to 856 and encodes 270 amino acids. The transcript is spliced from 5 exons. NCBI's taxonomy places the organism in Eukaryota, Viridiplantae, Streptophyta, Magnoliopsida, Malpighiales, Euphorbiaceae.
UUAUGGUUUUUAAAUUUUAUUCUCUCAAUUCAACUCAACCACCAUGAAAUCUCAUUCUCUCCUUCACCUAAAAUGCGACCUUUCUAAUAAACUCACUUAUAAGAUUCACUGUCAACACGGCCCAAAUUUUCACCUCACUAUUAGAGACGAAAAAGUGGUUCUUGCACCUUCUGAUCCUUCCGAUGAAUUUCAAAACUGGUGCAUGGUUGAGAGAUUCAUUGUCGCAGUGAAGGAUAAACAACUUUUCUCCUGCUUUGCUUUAGUUAAUAAAGCCAGUGGUCAGGCCAUUAAGGCUAAUGGAGACACUAAACAACUCGAGCUGAUACCAUAUGAUCAAGAUGUUGUUGAUGAGUCCAUACUUUGGUCGGAAACCCAUGAUUUGGGUGAUGGUUACAGAGCCAUUUGCAUGACUGCGAACGUCCAUCUGAAUUUGGAUGCUUUCGGCGGUGAAGAUCCCAUCAAAAAUGGUACUCCUAUUUGGCUCUGGAAGUGGAAUGAAGGGCAUAAUCAGAGAUGGAAGUUUACUCAAUGCUUGAACGAAGGAGGAAGUCGAGAUUUGGAAGGCGAUGAACUUACUGUGACUGACAUGAAUAAUCCGCAUUGCGAGUCUUGUAGACGGGAUGAGUUGAGGAAUGAAUGGAACGCAGCGUGUGCGCAAAUAGCUGAAGCAAAUUCCAAAAGUGCAGCUGGUGUGCAGCAGCAGAUGGAGAUAUUGAAAAGAGAGAUUAAUGAGUUAAGGAAUGAUUUGAAUGAAUUGAGACUUAAAGAAGUAGAUGAAGAAAUUGAGACAAUGGGGACAGACAUUGCGUCUUUGUGGCGUGCAAUUAGAGAUAAAAAGAAAAAACUACAUUUUUAACUUUUUUUCCCCUCAUGAAUAAAAAUAUAUCACCCAAGCAUAUAUUAAGAGUGAAUCAAUAAUUGAAGAUAUAUUGAAGAUUUUUCAAGAACAAAAAUAUAAUGGAUUAUGGCUAUAGUAGUUUUAUGAUUUUUUAAUUAUUUUUUUUCUUUCGAAUGUUUACUUUUGUAAUUUUUUUUUGAAAAGUUUGUUGUCUUUUUUUUUUAAGGUUUGUUGUUUUUUUUAUUAAAGGGUUAAACGGUGUUGAAUCAGAUACGUGUUUUGUUUAGCUUGACAUUAAUGAUCAGUUGCAAUUUUUUAGUCUAUAUAAUUAUUUUUCUUUCUUUUUCGAUUCCUACUUUACAAAAAUUGAAAUAUGUAUCUCACUUGAUGUAAUGUGAGAACAUGGAAAGGAAAUUAGUCUACAUUUGAGAGAUAUUAUCUCCAUUUUCUUUUAGUGGUCUCCUUAGGCAAAUAAAAUUAGAAUUUCCUCAAUGUCACUUCAAUUUGAGUGGUUAUCUUUUUGUGCAAUCUAUACCAUUCAUUACAA